AUGGCCCCCAUUGAUUUACUUUGCGGGUGGCCCAACCCCGCGCUGCUCCCCGCCCCCGAGCUCUGCCGGUCCGCGUCGACCGUUCUAUCCACUCCGGCCAUUGCCUACCCUGGCUUGCUGUAUGGCCCAGAUGAGGGAUACGGACCACUGCGCGCCCACAUCGCCCAGUGGCUGAGCACGUUUUACCAGCCACAGGACCCCAUCUCAUCCGAACGCAUUUGCAUCACCGGCGGGGCUAGCCAGAAUCUUGCCUGUGUACUACAGGUCUUUACUGAUCCGAUCUACACGCGGAAUGUCUGGAUGGUUGCCCCCACAUAUCACCUGGCGGCUCGGAUCAUGGAUGAUGCCGGUUUUGCCGGGAAACUGCGUGGGGUGCCCGAGGAUCAAGAGGGAGUCGAUGUGGCUUUCCUGGAGAAAGGAUUGCGCGCGGCAGAGGACAAGGCACAGGAGGAAGGGAACACGGAACCGAGAUUGAAGUCUCCGCAGCCGUGGCGCAAGGUCUACAAGCAUGUCAUCUACGCCGUCCCCACGUUUUCGAACCCAUCCUCCAAGGUCAUGUCCCUGCACCGACGGGAGCAACUCAUCCGCCUGGCCCGCCAGUAUGAUGCGUUGAUUGUCACCGACGACGUUUAUGAUUUUCUUCAGUGGUCGCGCACGCCAUAUGCCAAACUGACGUCGCCGGACCGCGCGUGUGUUCCGCGACUGGUGGAUGUGGAUCGCUAUCUCGAUGGAGGACCACAGGAUGGCUGGGGGCACGCAAUAAGCAAUGGCAGCUUCAGUAAACUGAUCGGCCCCGGGACCCGCACCGGGUGGGCCGAGGCAUCAGAAAAGGUUGCCUACGGAUUGUCGCAAACUGGCUCGACCCGAUCGGGUGGAGCUCCCUCCCAGCUCUGCGCCACGAUCAUCGACCAGAUCAUCCCUACUGGUGCACUGCAAAGCCAUAUCCACAAAGUUCUGCGGCCUGCGUAUGCCAAACGAUACUAUACCCUGUUGGAAGCGAUCCACGACUACCUCAUCCCACAAGGUGUGACUGUUGCCGCUCCCUCGAGUACGGUGGCGGGUGGGUACUUCAUCUGGAUUACCCUGCCACCACCCCUGCGUGCGACGGAAGUUGUGCGCCGGGCUCAGCAGGAAGAGUCUCUGCGCCUCGCGCCAGGCGAUCUCUUCCAGGUUCCUGGAGACGCCACAGCACCGGGCCACCAAUUUGGAAACAGCAUCCGGCUGUCGUUUUCGUGGGAAGAGCCGCGUCACUUGACCGAGGGCGUGCGUAGGCUGGCGCGCGUCCUGGUGCAUCUGACGGUGUAG
Messenger RNA from Penicillium alfredii, 1305 nucleotides. Its product is annotated as aminotransferase-like domain-containing protein. Gene Ontology annotation, biological process: biosynthetic process. Gene Ontology annotation, molecular function: pyridoxal phosphate binding; L-2-aminoadipate:2-oxoglutarate transaminase activity. Bases 1 to 1305 code for a protein of 434 amino acids. The transcript has 3 exons. The record is from RefSeq and is a predicted model, not a curated record. NCBI's taxonomy places the organism in Eukaryota, Fungi, Ascomycota, Eurotiomycetes, Eurotiales, Aspergillaceae.